Messenger RNA from Paramecium octaurelia, 1935 nucleotides. The record is from the annotation of a GenBank genome assembly. Lineage: Eukaryota; Ciliophora; Oligohymenophorea; Peniculida; Parameciidae.
AUUAUGUCUGAAUAUUUUAGAAAGUAUAUUAAAAAGGAACAUUACCCAAGUCAUUAGUAAUUAUAAAGAUAUAUGCUUUUAGUUCAAACUUAAAAUUUAAAACUUCAUUUAGGAACUGCAUUUUAGAAGUAAGCAUAACAAAUAAUGAAAGGCUUUGAAAAGAAGGUAAUGGAAAGAAGUAGAAGGAGAUGAUUGGGAUAUAAUGUGGGCUGAAAAAGAAUGGAUUCAUGAGGUUAUGGAUCACACUCAUUUGCAGCCGAAUCAAAAAAUUAAUCAUUUUCGAAAUCAUUACGAAGUAUUUUCAAUGACCCUAUCAAUAGUUAACAAGAAAAGAUUUGAUGAUCAAGAACUUAAAAAGAUAUAAGAAAAAUUUAGAAAGGGAAGGAAAAACUGAGGAAGCUAAUAAGUAAUCUAGUUAAUUUACAUCUUCAGUUAUAAUUUCUUUCCUCAAACCUUUCAUCUUCCUAGCGAGUAUCCAAUAUUUUGUGAAGAGUUCAAACGAUAAUCCUAGAAUGGUGAAUCGAAAACCCCCUGGAUUAUGAAACCUGUAUUUAAAAAAUUAAAAUUAGAUUGGUAAAUCUUAAGGUAAAGGAAUAUUUAUUUUCAAUAAAAUACAAUCGAUAUCUCAGUGGAAAAACACACUUCGUUUUAAUCAAGAAGCAUAAUAAGCAGAGGCUUAUAUUGUUUAAAAAUAUAUAGCAGAUCCUCUCUUGAUAGGAGGUAAAAAAUUCGACAUGAGAAUAUAUUUACUAUGUACAUCUUACUAGCCUUUAACAUUAUAUCUAUAUAGAACUGGCUUCGCUAGAUUUACUCAUCAUCGUUAUGAUAAUGAGGACAUCUCCAACACAUGUAAAGAUCAAUUCAUUAAUCAUAGAUGUUCAUUUGACCAAUGUAGCCAUUUAAAAAACAUCUGACAAUUAUGAUGAGAAACUAGGAGGUAAAUGGAAUUUAUAAACUCUUAAAUUAUUUUUAAUGACUAAAUUUGGAUAGGAGAAAGUUGCCGAAACUUUUUAUAAUAUUUAGAUGUUAAUGAUUAGGUCAUUACAAGCUGUGUAAAAAAUUAUAAUUAAUGAUAAACAUUGUUUUGAACUGUACGGAUUUGAUAUUUUACUUGAUGCCACUCUCAAGCCUUGGCUUUUAGAGGUAAAUGCAAGGUAUGUAGAUACUUUAUAAACUAUAGUCCAUCAAUGACAUCUAAUACUCCUAUUGACUUUGAAUUGAAAUGUGGACUUUUAGAUGAUGUUUUUACUAUUAUUGAUUUGGAGAAGGUAUUGACUGGGAAUGAAGAACAAAUUGGUGGCUUUGAUUUAGUCUGUAGAGGAACCCCUAUUAAAUUACCAAUUAAUAGCACUUUUACUACUUAUUUAGGUUCCUUUAAUAACAGAUAAUAAUAAUUAAAGAAAAUCGCUAAAUCUACAGCCAUUAGAUUAGCACAAAUAUACUAAGAAACUCAAGCAAAAGCUAUUGACAAUGGUUAGAAAAGUUAAAAGGAAAAAGAUGAUAAAGAAAAAUAGUAGAGAAGUACAUCGAAAGGGCCUCAAACCAUACAAGUAAAUUGGAAUAAUAUAUUAGAAUGGAGUCAACAAUAAAUUAGGAAUGCAACCUAAAUAAAAUUCGAUGAUCAAAAGAAAUGGCACUAACUUGCCUGCUUUAGGUACUGUUUAAAAUAAGAACACUGUCAAAAGAUAACCGUUAUAAAAUGCAGUUUAACUUUAACCCGCUUAGGUAUAGCCUCUGAAUUCCAACAAGAAGUAAUCAACAUUUAUAAUUCAUAGAAUAAAUCAGAGUGAGGAAUAAAUACUGACGGUAAAUUAAAAACUUUAAUAACUUACAUAAGAUAAAUAGUUGUCCACUUUCUAACCUUAUAAAUAAUAAUCACAAUACAAUGAUGUUAUGGGAAUGAGCAAUAGGAACAUAUAAAGAGACGAAGAAUGA